GUUGCUGUGAAGGACUCUGGCAUCUGGUGGAUAGAGAAUAAAUCCCUUACAGCUUCUUCUACAUCAGUUCCCACAAUCUCCCAGCAAGACUGGAAGAAGAGGGAUGAAAAACCAUCCGGUCCGGAAUCACUAUUGAGAUCAAUCCCAAGCACAGCCUCCCUGACUUUCUCCUUACUCGGGAGGUCACAGAGGUUGACAAGGUCGACCAACUGCGGGAUGGUCGGAAAGAGAGUCGGGUCGGGGUGCAUAAGCAAGUCCCGCUCAGAGGAAAAGAUAGA
Molecule: messenger RNA, 278 nt
Organism: Striga hermonthica
Lineage: Eukaryota; Viridiplantae; Streptophyta; Magnoliopsida; Lamiales; Orobanchaceae
Source: the annotation of a GenBank genome assembly